Ipomoea triloba (trilobed morning glory) is the source of this 909-nucleotide messenger RNA. RefSeq lists its product as uncharacterized. The record is from RefSeq and is a predicted model, not a curated record. The transcript has a single exon. Bases 1 to 909 code for a protein of 302 amino acids. NCBI's taxonomy places the organism in Eukaryota, Viridiplantae, Streptophyta, Magnoliopsida, Solanales, Convolvulaceae.
AUGGAAGAGUUAGUCCGGUGGAAAGAAUUGGGAGACCACUCGGUCGUACCCAAGAUAACAAUCACCCCGCCAUUCACCCCGGAGAUCAUGGGCGAACCUCUCCCGCCCAACGUGAGAAGGUUCGAUGGAACUGGUGACCCGCAAGAACACAUAUUGCCAUACCAGGCCGCCAUGAUGCUGAUGGGGUCGUCCGAGGCAGCCAUGUGCCGAGCCUUUUUCUCCACGUUGGCAGGAGGAGCUCAGCGUUGGUUCACCAACCUACCCGGUGGACCGAUAGGUUCUUUUCACGAAUUGGCGAUGAAAUUCAUCACCUGCUUCAUGCGGGGGAGGAGGAGUAAAAAACAUUUCACACACCUCGCAAGCUUAAAGCAAGGGAAGAAUGAGACCCUAAUGGAAUUCCUUGUCCGUUGGCGAACGGAGGAGGCCGAAGUGGAUGACAUGGAUGAUAGGUCGGCCAUUGCCAUGUUCAUCUCUGCCCUAAGAGCGGGGGACCUAUAUAAAAGCCUACGCCGCAAAACGCCGAGGACCUACACGUCGCUGAUGAUAAAAGCCGACCGUUAUGCGGAGGCGGAGGAAGCGAACCGCCUGAAAUAUCUGGAGGAGGAAGGGAGCAAGAGGUCACGAACGGAAGGGUCCUCGAAGUCCGGGGGUAGCAUGACUUCCCACCCCCGGCGGGGCGGGGAAGAAAGAAAGAAAACCAACACAGGGAACAAGUCCCAUGCGGGUUCCCGCAUUCCACCUUGGGCAACGGCACCCCCCUCGGGCAGGACGCCUCACUUGGUACCGUUCACUCCUCUGAGAGCCCCACCAAACGACAUAUUGGCCUAUGCCAAAGAAUGUCACAUGGUGAGAGCACCAGACCCGCGCCCCGAUCCCCUAGGGGCGGACAUGUCAAAAUAUUACAAAUAG